AUGGCCGGAGUGAGGUGGCCGGGGAUCGCUGGGGGAGUCGUGGCCACCACGGUGCUGUGGGUGACAGCCGUGGGGGCAGCCACAGGGCGCUGGUGCGAGCGGCCGGUGCUGCUGAUGGAGCAGGAGGAGGUGACGCCGCGGCGCGAGGCCGCGGUGCCGUGUCCCAGUUUGUACCAGUACAGCCUGGCCGGGUGGCAGCUGGACCGGGACCGCAUGCACCGGGAACGCGGGAAUUCCCCCGGGGACGCCGGCACCGACCCCCCCCUCUGCUACAUCUACCGCCCCCCAGAGAUGCAGCCGGUGGUCCGGAACCGCACAGAACGUGGCUGCUGCCCUGGCUGGAGCGGCGCCCGCUGCACUGAGGGCCCCGGCUCCCUGGGCCGCUGUUUCAGCGCGUGGCAGUGCCAGGACAGCGCCGGUGGCCACAACGGCAGCGCCAUGAGCCGCGCCGAGUGCUGCCAGCACCCCUGGGGACACAGCUGGCGCCGCGGGGACACCGGGGACACCGGGGGGCCCUGCCUGCCCUGCACCCGCCUGCCCCUGGGUGGGGACGGGGGGUCCCCGCGCCACCGCAGCCCCCCGGCCACGUGCCAGGCCUGGGCCGGGACGCGAUUCCGCACCUUCGAUGGGCGGCACUUCGGCUUCGGCGGGACCUGCCGGUACAGCCUGGCCACGGCCACCGACGGCACCUGGGACGUCACCAUCAGCCUCGGACACCCCCGGGUGCUGCACAUGACCUUCGGGACGGACACAGUGCUGGCCGAGGGACGGAACGUGUCCGUGAACGGGGCAGCGGUGCCGGAGGGACGCCCCUACCUGCACAAAGGGCUCGGUGUCACCUGGCCAGGUGACUGGGUGGCUGUGGCCAGCAGCCUGGGUGUGCGGGUGGCCUGGGACAGGAACCUGGCAGUGACAGUGACAGUGGAGCCUGAGCUGCGCGGUGCCACCUGGGGGCUCUGUGGCACCUACACCGACGACCCUGCGGACGACUUCGUGCUCCCUGACGGGGACAUCGCUGCCUUCGCCGCUGCCUUUGGCAACGCCUGGAAGGUGCCAGUGGCUGGCACAGAGCCCCCAUGUAGGGACGUGCCAGAGGGUGCCACCAGGUGUCGCCCAGGUGAGAUGGCACCGGCGGUGGCCACGUGUGGGCGGCUGCUGGCCCAGCCCUUCCAGCAGUGCCACGGCGAGGUGGACCCCAGCGGGUUCUACGCAGCGUGUGUGGCACUGCUGUGCGGGGACGGGGACCCCGUGUCGUCCCCCCGACCCCUGCCACCCCCUGGUACCCUGUCACCCCCCGUGUCACCCCCCCGUCCCCCGCCCCCCGCCGCCUGCGACACCUUCGCCGCCUACGCCCGGGAGUGCUCCCGCCGCCAGCUCCAUGUCCCCUGGCGCCAUCCCGGCUUCUGCGAGCGCCGCUGCGACGCGGGGCAGCGCUUCUCGGACUGCGUGUCGCUGUGCCCGGUCACCUGUGCCACCGCGGGCAGCGCCGGGCAGGGCGCCUGCCACCGCCACUGCCACGGCGGCUGCGAGUGCGGCCCGGGGCUGGCCCGGGACGGGCCGAGCUGCGUCCCCUCCGCCGCCUGCCCCUGCCACCACCGGCGACAGCGCUACGAGCCCGGCCAGAGCAUCCGCCAGCGCUGCAACCGCUGCACAUGCGAGGGCGGGCGCUGGCGCUGUGAGCAUCAGCGGUGUCCGGCCGAGUGCGCGGUGCUGGGGGGACGUCACUUUGUCACCUUCGACCGCCGCCGCUUCUCCCUGCCCGCCACCUGCGCCCACACCCUGCUGGAGGACUUCGUGGCGGGGCGGCUUCUGAUCACAGCCGAGCACGAGCCCUGUGCCACCCGCCGGCCCCUGGGCUGUCCCCGCACCCUCACUGUCACCACCAGCCGCACCACGGCCCGGCUGCACGGCACAGGGGAGGUGACAGUGGCCGGGCGAGAGGUGACGCUUCCCUUCUCCGGUGCCGAGCUGAGCAUCCGCCGCGCGUCCUCGGCCUUCCUGCACCUGCAGGUGCCCGACGCCCACGUGCUCUGGGGCCUGGGGACCCCCGACACUUUCAUCACCCUGCAGCCCGCCAUGGCCGGCACGGUGCGGGGGCUCUGCGGGACCUUCAACGGGGACCAGAGCGACGAGUUCACGACACCGGAGGGGGACGUGGAGCCGGGAGUCGCCGCCUUCGCCAACGCCUUCCGUGCGGCCGGAGCCUGCCCUGCGCUGGGCCCCGGCAUCCCCGAUCCCUGCGACGGCUUCCCCGGGAGCCGGGAGCGCGCCGAGGCCGCCUGCGCCGUGCUCAUGGCACCGGCGUUCCAGCCGUGUCACCGCGUGGUGGAUCCGGAGCCGUUCCUGGAGCUGUGCCGCUGGGAUGUGUGUUCCUGCCGGGAGCGGGAGCGGGAUCGCUGCCUGUGCACGGCGCUGGGAGCCUACGGCCGGGAAUGCGCCCGGGACGGGAUGGAGCUGGAGUGGAGGAACCGGAGCCUCUGCGACGAGCCAUGUCCAGGAGGGCAGCAGUACCGGGACUGCGGGGGUCCAUGUGGCCGUUCCUGCUUAGAGCCCCCCAGUGCCAGUGACUGUCCCCCUCCGGACGCCCUCUGUGUCCCCGGCUGUCGCUGCCCCCCGGGGCUGCUGCUGGCCCAGGGGGGGCAGUGUGUCCCCCCUGCCGCUUGCCCGUGUCCCCGCGGUGCCCGCCUGUAUCCCCCCGGCGCCCACAUCCGCCGCGGCUGCCAGGCCUGUGUGUGCGCAGGGGGAUCGUGGCGCUGCGCCCCCGCCCCGUGUCCCCCUGCCCCGCGCUGUCCCCCGGGGCUGCUGCACGCUCCGGGGUCCUGCCUGCGCCGCUGCGACCCCGCGGAGCCCUCCGGAACCUGCGGCGGCCCCGCCGACGGCUGCGUGUGUCCCCCCGGGACCCUGUUCCUGGGCGGGCGCUGCGUGUCACCGGACGAGUGUCCCUGUCACCACGGCGGGCAGCUGUACCCGCCCAACGCCACCAUCGCCCGCGACUGCAACGCCUGCGUGUGUCGGGGACAGCGGUGGCACUGCGGGCGCGAGGAGUGCGCGGGGACCUGCGUGGCCACGGGGGACCCCCACUAUGUCACCUUUGAUGGCCGCGCCUUCACCUUCGCGGGGGACUGCGAGUACCUGCUGGCCCGCGAGGCCACCGGGCUCUUCGCCAUCACCGCCGAGAACGUCCCGUGCGGGGCCACCGGUGUCACCUGCACCAAGUCCGUGGUGGUGGCCAUGGGGAACACCGUGGUUCACAUGCUGCGUGGGCGGGAGGUGACAGUGAACGGGGUGGCCGUGCGACCCCCCAAGGUGUUCGGGGGGUCGGGGCUGGCGCUGCAGCGCGCGGGGCUGUUCCUGCUGCUCCUCACGCGCCUGGGGGUGGCCGUGCUGUGGGACGGAGGGACCCGCGUGUACGUGCGCGUGUCCCCGCGGCUGCGCGGGCGCCUGGCCGGGCUCUGCGGGAACUUCGACGGCGACGCCGAGAAUGAUUUUGGGAGCCGGGACGGGGCCCUCGAGGCGACCCCCGAGAUCUUCGGGGACUCCUGGCGCCUCAGCCCGCUCUGCCCCGAGGCCGACGGCCACCGCCCGCACCCCUGCGAUGAGAGCCCCCAGCGCUCGGCCUGGGCGCGGGGUCGCUGCGGGGUCCUGCGGCACCGGCUCUUCGCUCCCUGCCACGACCUGGUGCACCCCCAGCGCUUCUACGAGUGGUGCCUGUUCGACGCCUGCGGGUGUGACAGCGGCGGGGACUGCGAGUGUCUGUGCACGGCCCUGGCCGCCUACGCCGAGGAGUGCGGCCGGCGGGGGAGACCCCUGCGCUGGCGGAGCCAGGAGCUGUGCCCCCUGCAGUGCGAGGGGGGGCAGGAGUACAACCCCUGCGGCCCCCCCUGCCCCCCCACCUGCCGCGACCUCGGCCGGGAUCCCCCCGAGCUGUGCGGGGCCCUGGGGUGCCUCGAGGGCUGUUUCUGCCCCCCCGGGCGGGUCCUGCACGACGGGCGGUGCGUGGAACCCCCCGCCUGUCCCUGCUUUUGGGACGGCUUCGCCUUCCCGGCCGGGGCCACCGUGACCCAGGGCUGCAGCAACUGCACGUGCCUCGAGGGGCGCUGGCAGUGUCCCCCGACCCCGUCCCCGUGUCCCGCCGCCGCCGGCUGCGCCCCGUGGGAGUUCCGGUGCCGGGGCGGGGGUCUCUGCGUGCCGGGGGCCUGGCUCUGCGACAACGAGGACGACUGCGGGGACGGCUCGGACGAGCUGUGCGACCCCCCCUGCGCCCCCCAGCAGCCCCGCUGCCCCGGCGGGCGCUGCCUGCCCUGGGGGGCCCGAUGUGACGGUGUCACCCACUGCCCCGACGGCUGGGAUGAGGCGGGGUGUCCGGGCCGGCCCUGCGCCCCCCCCGAGUUCGCCUGUGCUGGGGGUCGCUGCCUCCCCCCCGCCCGGGUCUGCGACGGGCGGCUCGAUUGUCCCCCCGGGGACGACUCGGACGAGGCGGGCUGCGCCCCCCGGUGCGGGCCGGGGCAGUUCAGGUGCGGGGGGGGCAGGUGUGUCCCGUACCCCAAUCGCUGCGACGGCCGCGACGACUGCGGGGACGGCAGCGACGAGAGCGGCUGCGCCUGCCCCGAGGGGCACCUGCCGUGCCCCGGAGGGGGCUGCCAGCCCCCCGCCGCUCUCUGCGACGGCCACCGCCACUGCGCCGACGGCGCCGACGAGGCCGACUGCCCCGCUCGGGCCACCUGCGCCCCCGGGACCGUGCCCUGCCCCGACGGCUCCUGCGUGGCGGAGGUCGCCGUGUGCGAUGGCGCUCGCGACUGUCGCGACGGCUGGGACGAGAGCCCGGCGGGGUGCGCUGUGGCACUGCCCCCCGCGCCGCUGUCACCUGUCACCGACACUGUCACCGCUGUUACCGACAUUGUCACCGCUGUCACCGCCGACACUGUCAUCGCGGUCACCAGGGCCAUCGGCACUGUCGCCAACACUGUCACUGUCAGUGAUGCUGACACUAUCUCAGACACCGUCCCCGACAACGCUACUGCCACCGCGGCUGUCGCCGACACUGUCCCCGGCACCGACGAUGUCCCUGACACCGACACUGUCCCUGUCACCGACGCUGCCCCUGACACCGACACUGUCCCCGGCACCGCCAACGCCUCGGCAGCGCCGUGUCCGGCCCGGUCCCUACGCUGCGACAACGGCGGCUGCGUCCCGCGGGGGUGGCGCUGUGAUGGCGACAGCGACUGUCCCGAUGGCAGCGACGAGGGAGGCUGCGAGCCCCCGUGCGCCCCCGGCCACCUGCCCUGCGACCCCCCCUGCGACCCUGGACGCGCCCCCUGCGCCCCCUCCUGCGUCCCGCCGAGCCUCCUCUGCGACGGCGUCCCGCAGUGUCGUGACAGCGCCGAUGAGAGCCCCCAGCUCUGCGAGGCCCCCGGCCCCGGGAGCAGCCCGGGGGGUCUCUGCGCAGAGUUCGACUGCGGGGACGGGGAAUGUGUCACCUUCCAUCAGGUGUGUGACGGGCUGCAGGACUGCGGCUCUGCUGGGGACGAGCGGGGCUGCGGCCUCUGGGGUCCCUGGGGUCCCUGGGGGUCCUGCAGCCGCCCCUGCGGGCCCGGGGGGCAGCGCCGCACGCGGGGCUGUCACCAGAGUCACCCCGGGCUGCUCCGGGGGUGCCGGGGACCGCGCGAGCAGGAGAGACCCUGCUUCCACCGGGCCUGCCCGGUGGACGGCGCGUGGGGCCCGUGGGGACCCUGGUCCGACUGCCCGGGUGGCUGCGGGGGGGUCCGGCUACGCAGGAGGGGGUGCCAGCCCCCCCAGAACGGCGGCCGCGCCUGCGAGGAGCUGCCCGGGGGGAGCCCCGGAGCCCUGGAGAUGGCCCCCUGUGCCCCGGGGGGGUGCCCCAACGCCUCGGAGUGUGCGGAGGGGCUGCGCCCCCUCCCCUGCGCCCCCUGCCCCGCCUCCUGCGCCGACCUGGCGGCCGCCGUCACCUGCCCGCGCCCCCCGCCCUGCCUCCCAGGGUGCUGGUGCCCGGCGGGGCAGGUUCUGGACGCCCCCGAGCCCGGCGCGGGGGUCGCGGGGUGCGUGCGGCCGCGGGAGUGCCCGUGCCGGGCCGGGGGGCGCAGGUACCCCCCGGGCGCCACGGUGCCGCUCGGUUGUCGCCUCUGCACCUGCCUCGAGGGGCACCUGCGACACUGCCGCCCCCACCCCGGCUGCUCAGUGGACUGCGGGUGGUCGUCGUGGUCUCCGUGGGGCGCGUGCGCGGGCACCUGCGGGACCCCCGGCGUGCAGUGGUCGUUCCGCAGCCCCUCGAACCCGGCCCGGCGCGGGGGGGGCCGGCACUGCCGCGGCAUCUACCGCAAGGCCCGACGGUGCCGCACGGCGCCGUGCCGGCGCUGCCACGAGCGGGGCCGGUGGCGCGUCCCCGGCGAGCGCUGGCGAGGGGACCCGUGCCAGGUGUGCCAGUGCCUGCCAGGUGGGGCCGUCCGGUGUGUCCCCUACUGUCCCCUCCGCGACUCCGCCUGUCCCCAGGUGAGCGGGGGACGCGGGGCGGGGCGGGGCGAGCCGCAGGUGACGAUGGCGGUGACGGUGUCGGUGUCCCCAGGGCCAGGUGACAACGCCACGGCCACCCUGCCCGGGAUGGUGACAGCGCUGCUCACCCCCGCGCCGGCCGAGACCUCCGGCAGCCCCGGCCCCACGGCCGGGCCCGAGGGGCCGCCCCGGCCUCCCACGUCAGAGGGGCCCGGAAGCGCCGAGACCCCCCGGGAGCCCCCCGGGGGCACCACCAGAAUCGCGACCCCGCCCGAAGACACCCUGAGACCCCCCGGAGGCUCCACAACCCCCCCCGAGCCCCCCCAGCUCCGUGCGUUGCCCUCGCUGGCUCCCACGGGGGUCCCCGCCGCGACCACCCCAGGCUGCCCCCCCCCGCCCUGGGGUGGGUGGGGGUCCUGCAGCCGCUCCUGCGGGGUGGGGAUCGCUCUGCGGCGCCAGAGGGAGACCCCGCCCGAGGGGGGCUGCGCCCACCCCCCCAACAUCGACAGCCGCGUCUGCUUCCUGCGAGCCUGCCCAGUCGCGGGCGGGUGGGCGCCCUGGGGCUCCUGGAGCCCCUGCGACGCCCCGUGCGGGGGGGGACAGCAGACCCGCCGCCGCAGCUGCAGCGACCCCCCCCAAAAAAACGGGGGGCAGCCGUGCGAGGGAGGGGCGCUGCAGAGCCGGCCCUGUAACCUGAGGCCUUGUGGGGACUCCCCAGCCUGCCCCCCCCAGAUGCUGCUGGUACCCCCGGAGGGGUGCGAGGAUCUGGGGGUCCCCCCCUGCCCCCCCACCUGUGCGGACCUGAGUGGGAACAGCUCAUGCCCGGGAGGCUGCGAGGAAGGCUGCCGGUGCCGGCCUGGGCUGGUCCUGCAUGGGAGCGACUGCAUCGAGCCCGGGUACCCCAACACCCCGCUGUACCCCAGCCCCUCCAUAGCCCAGACACCUCUGUACCCCAAAUCCCACCUCGCCUGUGGGGUCCCUGCGGGGGUGUUGGGGGACCCCAGGAAUCGGGGCGCCCCUGAAUCCUGCGGGUGGUCGCGCUGGACCCCCUGGACCCGCUGUGACUGUGACACCGGGACCCGGCAGCGCUUCAGGUCUCCCACCAACCCCGCGGCCGCGGAGGGCGGUGCCCCCUGCACUGGGAGCCCCCGAGAGGUUCGGGGCUGUCCCGAGCUCUGCGGACCCGAGCCCGGGAGCACGGGACCACCCGGGGCCACCGAGGCGCCCACCGAGGUCCCCGAGUCCCCAGGGUCGCCGUGGGGCACAGAGACCCCAGAGCCCGCAGAGUCGCCGGGGGUCCCGGAGCCCACGUGGGGCACGGAGCCCCCGGAGCCCGCUCAUGGCCAGUGGUCGCCCUGGGGGCCCUGGGGAGGCUGCAGUGCCCCGUGCGGGGGGGGCGAGCGCUGGCGGCGCCGGGGAUGCGGGACCCCCCCGUGCCCGGGGCCGGCCCUGCAGAGCCAGAGCUGCCACAGCCACGUGUGUCGCGGUGAGUGCGACACGGGCACCGCGACACGGGGUAUCCCGACAGGGACCCUCAUCCGGACACCUGACCCAGAGACCCCCUACCCGGAGAUAGGCCGGGUGCCCCCCCGGCCGGACCUUCCGCGAGUGCGGGGAGGACUUCGGGUGCCCCCGGAGCUGCGCCCACCUUGGGGGGGCCGUAGGGUGCGCGGAAGGGUGCCAGGAGGGCUGUCACUGCCCCCCCGGGACCUUCCUGCACCGCCACACCUGCCUGCAGGUGAGACCCCCCGGGAGACCCCCCCCAUGGGUGCUGCCCCCAAGUCCUCGAAGUGGCUGGGGGUCGCGGGGUGGGGGUUCCCGGUUUGUGGGGGUCCCCUGGGCCAUGGGGGCUACGUGGGGUCCCCCCCGGCAGAGUCGGGGGGUCCCUGGUCUGUGAGUGACCCCUGGGGCAGUGGAGGGUCCCCAGAGUGCUUCUAUGGGGUAGUGGGUGCCCCGUGGGUGCCCCCCAGGAUGGUGGGUGCCCGCCGGGACAGUAGGGGGUUCAUGGGGGUCCCUGGGCCUGUGGUUUGUGGCGCUUCGGGCUCUCUGGGUCUGUGGGCGCCCCCCGGGCGCCCCCCACCCCCGGCUCAGCCCCAGCAGUGCCCCUGCUCGGUGCCGGCCGCGCUGCUGCCGGGGGGCACGCCCGGAACCGCCCCCGGGACCAUCCCCGGGACCACCCUCGGCCCGGAGACCUCCAGGACCCCCCCUGAGGACCCCCAGAUCCUGGAGCUGCAGCCGGGCGGGACCCUGCACGUGGGGUGCGCCCACUGCUCGUGCAUAUGGGGCCGCCUGCGCUGCGCCCCCCCUGGGGGCUCCCCCUGCAACGAGACCCCCACGGAGACCCCGAAGUGCCCGAGGCCCCCCUGCGCCGGUGGGUCACGGCCCCGCGGCCCCCUUCCCCGCCCGGGGGGUCCCAGCCCCACCGAGGGGGAUCCCGGCGGGCCGGGGGUGUCACCGGUUGUUUCUCCCCCCACAGCGGAUCUUGGCCCCACAUCUGAUCUCAGCCCCACAGCCCCAGGGGACGAGGAGGAGGAGGGGGCGUCCCCGGCGGUCCCGGUGGUCCCGUGGGGGCCGUGGGGGCCCUGGGGUCCCUGCAGCCGCACCUGCACCGAACCCGAGACCCCCGCGAGCCGGAGCCGCCGCAGGGACUGCGAGGGGGGAAACUGUGGGGCGGGGGACAGCACCCAGAGCAGGGCCUGCAACCUGCCCCACUGCCAGGCUCCCCCCUGCGUGACCCCCCCGUGCCCGUGCCAGUGGAGUCCCUGGGGGCCCUGGGGGUCCUGCUCGCGGCCCUGCGGGGGGGGGCAGCAGCGGCGGCUCCGCGCCUUCAGCCCCCCCGGCCCCGGGGACCCCUGGUGCCCCCAAAUCCAGGGGGGCCACGAGCAGCGGCGGCCGUGCGGGGUGACGGCAUGUCGGGUGAACGGCGCGUGGUCCCCGUGGGGUCCCUGGUCGCGUUGUGACGUCACGUGCGGGGGGGGCCGCUCCGUGCGCAGCCGCUCCUGCUCUCGGCCCCCCCCAAAAAACGGGGGCAGCCCCUGCCCCGGUGUGGGGCACGAGCUGCGGGUCUGCAACCCCCGGCCCUGCGGCCCGCGGUGCCCCCCCGGGCAGACUCUGUCCCCCUGUGCCAGCCGGUGCCCGCGGAGCUGCCGUGACCUACAGGAGGGGGUGUCCUGCGAGGGGGGGGCUCCCUGCGAGCCCGGCUGCCGCUGCCCUCCCGGGACCCUGGAGCAGGACGGGGGCUGCGUCCCCCCAGCGCUCUGCGAGUGCCUGGAUGCGGGGGGGCACCUAUGGGUGCCGGGGGGGGGCGGGCACCCCCGAGGCUGCCAGAACUGCACCUGCGCGGGGGGGCGGCUGCGCUGCGUCCCCGGGGGGUGUCACCCCCCCACUUCCGCCCCCGGGACCCCCCCCGGGACCCCCCCGUGCACCUGGAGCCGCUGGAGCCAGUGGGGAGCCUGCAGUGUCACCUGCGGGGGGGGGCGGCAGGAGCGGUACAGGACUCCCAUUCCUCCCGAGGGUGCGGGGGGACCCUGCGGGGACCCUCAGGAGGAGGUUCGGGGAUGCGAGGAGAGCCCGUGUCCCCCUCUGUGCCCCUGGGCGGGGGGCGAGCGGGGGCUGGGCGAGCUCUGGAGCCCCGGCCCGUGCCGGCAGUGCACCUGCACCCCCGAGGGACCCGAGUGCUGGGACACCCCAUGUGCGGCCGAGCCGUGUGACUGGAGCCCCUGGGGGUCCUGGGGACCCUGCGGAGACCCCUGUGUGGGGGGGUCCCGCCUGCGCCAUCGGCACCCCCUGAACCCCGAGACCCCCGGGCGGGCGUGUGCGGGGAUCCGGACUCAGAGCGAGAGCUGCACCUCCACCACCUGCCCAGAUCCCGGGUGCGGCGGCGGUGGCCGGACCCUCAGUCCCUGCGCCGGGCGGUGCCCCCGGACCUGCGCCGACACCUGGGCCCAGGUGCUGUGUCUGCAGGGCCCCUGCGAGCCAGGGUGCCGCUGCCCCCCCGGGCAGCUGCUGCAGGACGGGCACUGCGUCCCCCUGAGCGGCUGCCGCUGCGGGACACCCGGAGGGGGCAAUGGGAGCCGCGAGGUGACCCCGGGGGACGCGACCCAGAUCGGGUGUCACAACUGCACCUGCGAGAACGGGACCUUGAGCUGCCCAGGGCUGGCGUGUCCCUCCCCGGGGCCCGCCACACCCGCUGUCCCCGUGUCCCUCUGGUCCUCCGUGUCCCCUCUGUCCCCCUCGACCCCUCUAUCCCCCUUGUUCCCCCUCUCUCCCGAGCCCCCCCUGUCCCCCGCCGUGUCCCCCUGGUCCCCCUGGUCCCGCUGCUCCCGCAGCUGCGGCGGCGGGACCCGGACGCGUCACCGGCAGUGCCGGGAGGGCCCCGGGGAGGCGUCGCGGUGCGGGGACAGUCCCGGGGAGGAGACGGCGCCGUGUAACCUCCAGGAGUGCCCCGGCUGCCCCCCGGGCGAAGUAUGGCUGGACCCCGGCCCCGCCUGCGAGCGCAGCUGCCAGGACCUGGCGGAGCCCCCCGGGACUUGCGGGGGGAUCCCCGCGACCCUCGGAACCUCCGGAUCCCCCGCGACCCCCGGAACUCCGGACACUUCCAGCACCUCCGGGAUCCCCGCGACCCCCAUAACCCUCGGCACUCUCGGGACCCCCUCGGCCUCCCCCCCGCGCUGUUCCUGCGCCCCCGGCCGGUACCGGAACGGCUCCGGGCAGUGCGUGAGCGCGGGGAGCUGCGGGUGCCGGCACCGCGGGGCGCUGCGAGCGGCCGGUAGCGAGUGGCAGGAGCAGUGCGGGACCUGUCUCUGCUCCGAGGGACGCGUCACCUGUACCACCUCCUGCCCCGUGCUCACCUGCCCGGAGGGCACGGAGCCGGUGCGGGAGCCCGGGAGCUGCUGCCCCGUGUGCCGGGACGAGUGGCCAGAGGAGCCCCCCGGGCCGUGCCGGCUCCUCACGGCGCUCCGGACCAUCGCCAAGGGCGCGUGUGUCCUGCGGGGUGUCCGUGUCACCUACUGCGCGGGGGCUUGUCGCUCCCGCACCGCCGUCAGCGCCCAGGAGCCGUACGUGCGGUCGCUGUGCGAGUGCUGCAGUUACCGGCUGGACCCCGCCCGGCCCGUGCGGGCGCUGUUCCUGCCCUGCCCCCGCGGCCGCCCCCGGCCCGCGCUGCUGCCCCGCAUCGCCGAGUGCCACUGCGAGCCCUGCCGGGGCGGGGACUUCACCCGGCGAUGAGGAGCCCACCGGACGCGACCCCUCCCCACCCCUCCCGUGUCGGCAUCGAGGAGUUUCUUAUCGAUACCAAUAAACCACCAAUAAUCGAU
Cinclus cinclus is the source of this 11822-nucleotide messenger RNA. RefSeq names its product SCO-spondin-like. Lineage: Eukaryota; Metazoa; Chordata; Aves; Passeriformes; Cinclidae. Gene Ontology annotation, molecular function: protein binding. The transcript has 64 exons. Gene Ontology annotation, cellular component: extracellular matrix. The coding region runs from base 1 to 11733 and encodes 3910 amino acids. The record is from RefSeq and is a predicted model, not a curated record.